AGCUGGCCGCUAGGGGCGGGUCUAUAGGGAGGAGGAGCUGUUUACCAGCGGCCGUUUAUAAAAGUCGACAAGGCCGUCGCCUGCGCAAGGUGUAUUUGGCGCUAGGAGGCUAUGGCUUCAGCAAGCGACAGAGGAGCGGCACCAAAAGCGCCCUGCAGAGCAUUUUACCGAGGCACCUGUAGAUGGGGCACAAAUUGUCGCUUCUCCCACGAAAAGAAAACUGUUCCAGUUUGCCGCUACUUUCAGAAUGGUUUCUGUUGCUAUGGAGAAAAAUGCAGUUUCCUACACCUUCCACCAUUUCAGCGUUCUGACACCCCCUCAAAUUACCUUGCCAGCCGUAGAGUCUCUGAGCCUUGCAUUGUUCCUUGUGUGCCUAACCUUCAAGUUGGUCGUAGAGUUUCAGAACCAUCUGUUACUCCUCUGCAGUCAGCUGCCUUUCAAAGUCAAAGAGUGCCUGUUCAAUUGCCAAGAGAGGACUGGGCACUUGCAGCAGAAUUUGUCCCACGAAAUACAGGUCUUGUAAGGUCUGUCUCUAGUCCAAUCCUAAUGGAUAAACCAAAGGAGAGAGAGUUCCAAGAUGAAACAAGGCAUCGGAAAACUUUGAAAAUCCUUCAUUCUAAAACAGAAGACUCAAGUAUUCAGUAUGAACGCAGCAGAGAUGUAGUUUGUGGAAUCUGCAUGGAUAAAGUCUAUGAUAAAAACAUAGAAGAAGAGAGAAUAUUUGGAAUUUUGCCAAACUGCAGUCAUGCAUAUUGUGUUGGCUGCAUUAAACGCUGGAGAAAGACUCGGGACUUUCAGAAUGAAGUUAUAAAGAGUUGCCCUCAGUGCCGUGUAAAGUCAAGUUACUUUAUCCCACACAAAUACUGGAUUGGAGACUCUGAUGAGAAACUACAAUUGAUCCAGGAUUUUAAAGCAAAGACUGGUAAGAUCCGCUGCAGAUUCUUCCUAAGAAGUAAUGGGUACUGCCCUUUUAAGUCUGAAUGUAUCUAUCUUCAUGAUUUACCACAUGGUCACCGAAGGAGAAAGAAGAAAGAUCAACGAAGGGCUAGUGCCUCUGCCUUGUCAUAUUCACAACUGGUAGGAAUUUAUGAAGAAGACUUCAGUGAAGAGGAAGACAUUGACCUACUGCACUGUGCUCUGACCCUUGCACUUAUUGAAGAUCGCUUUCAGCUUAGCUUGGGCUUUCCUGAGGAAGUUGAAAUCUUGUUAGGAGAAUGUAGUGAUUCAGAGUAAUGUUCAAAGUUGUCUAAACUGGCUAUCUUGCAUGUUCGUGUUCCUCCUAGGUUUGCUUCUAAAAUGUGUAAAGUAUGAAAGAAUAUUGCUCACAUCCCUGGGUUUAAUUGUAGCAGUGCUUUUUCAGCAGGCCUUAAAAUAGCCCAUUGGUUCUUUGGGGUAAAUGAUUUCCAGAACUUCAAUCUGUUCAAAAAAAAGUUUUUAAAUUGUGAUAAAAAAAAAAAAUUAGAAUAAAGAAUUAUGUAU
Molecule: messenger RNA, 1479 nt
Organism: Hyla sarda
Lineage: Eukaryota; Metazoa; Chordata; Amphibia; Anura; Hylidae
Product: E3 ubiquitin-protein ligase makorin-2-like
Exons: 8
Coding region: 112-1233 (373 amino acids)
Biological process (GO): protein polyubiquitination
Molecular function (GO): metal ion binding; ubiquitin protein ligase activity
Source: RefSeq, a predicted model, not a curated record